Desarmillaria tabescens is the source of this 903-nucleotide messenger RNA. RefSeq lists its product as uncharacterized. NCBI's taxonomy places the organism in Eukaryota, Fungi, Basidiomycota, Agaricomycetes, Agaricales, Physalacriaceae. The transcript is spliced from 5 exons. Bases 171 to 788 code for a protein of 205 amino acids. The record is from RefSeq and is a predicted model, not a curated record.
GUUGUGGUGCUCAACCAUCACUGGCAUGCAGGGCUGGGAGUCCAGCCGCUGUCUCCGUGUCGAGGCGGCGGAACCAUGCUUAGGACGAGGCUUCGUUGAGGCGCAAGACCUAUCAUUCUGUAUCAUGGCAACCGACUACAGUAUUCGACAAAGCUAUAUACAACGGCAGCAUGUCCUACAAGAUCUUCAAUCACUUUGGUGAAGACGGGCCUAUCGACAUUUCUCAGGACAGCGAUUUCAAGGUAGCACGUCUGGAGGCGUUCAUCAUGAUAGGUUUCUAUUCAGGCGACCUGGAUCUCACGGGUCGACGCCUCUCCAGGUUUGAAUUCUAUUCAGCACGCUGGUCUCUCUUCCUUGCCGAUGUAGAAGCUCUUGCCCCAUUUGUACUGGAAUUCAAAAGUGGAUGGGCGUUUGAAGGUGAACUUGCUCUCCUGGCAGGCCAAGGCCGCUCAUCUGUGUCCUACGAAAUGCAAAACGAGGAGAUGUGGGAAGAUUUUCGGGAACGAUGGCUUGUACCUAGCACAUAUGUUUACGAGGACGUCAAGGAUUGGAUCGAUCGUGUUGUCAAGCAGAUAACAGAGUCCAAGGGCGAGCCGAAGAUCCAGAAAUUAUUUCUUCCUGAUCUCCCUGAUGAGCUGCUGGAUCUUGUGUUUCAGCAGGGGAGCAGUGAUGUUGUGCGUCUUCUGUCAAGGACGUGUCACCACAUGAGGGCUUUGGGGGCGCCAUACAUCUACCGAGUGAGUCAGCAUCCGGUACCACCCAAGUGGAAUCGAGCGCUAAGUCUGUAAAACUCGCUGCUACCCAACUUUUCAACCUCGACAAUGUACGUCAUCUUCAGCUAGUGAUCUGCCCUCUCAGUGGACAUCCAGGAGCUAGAUGGACUAGGACCUGGAACAUCCUCAC